AUGGCCGAAGCAAUGGCCGUAGAGUUGCUCUUGUUCGUCGUCGGCCUUUGGGCUCUCGCAACCCUCCGUCUCUCCAAGCCGAGCAAGCAAGCCGAGUUCUGGGCGUCGUUUCCAACCGCCGGCGUCUCGUCCGGAGUCUUUUUUCCAUGGUCGCUUGCUGCCUUUCGCUCCAUCACGGCCUCUGCAGACAUGGCAACCGAGGGCUACAACAAAUUCUGCAAGAAGCGAGACAUACCCUUUGCCCUGCCAAGCACAGGAGUCGGCGCCAUCGUCGCACUGCCGCCAUCCCAGUUGCACGUGCUCAACAAGUCGGAGAAGCACGUCAUUGCCGCGGAGGCGCAGAGCGAGUCCAUACAGCCCAAGUACAUGAUUGGAGAUAGGGAGCUGUACGAGAACAGCAUCCACUUCGACAUUGUCAGAAAGCACAUGACCAAGGAUGUCGGCUUCUUCGCGGCUGGCACGGCGGAGGAGCUUGAUGCGGCGUUUCGAGACUGCUGGGGAGCCGACUCGCAGAACUGGACGACGGUUGGCGCCUGGGACACGUUGAGCAGAGCCGUUGCGCGAGCAGUCAACCGCGCCUACGUGGGCCUGCCGCUGUGUCGAAACGAGACGCUGCUGGAACAGUCACGGCUGUAUGCGAAUGCCGUCUACAUGGGGUCAGCCUUGAUAACAGCCAUGCCCAAGUGCACGAGACCGGCGUUGGGACCGUUGAUAGCGCUGCCUGCCAAGAGAUAUCUCGCCGGCUGCAAGAGGGUGCUCGUGCCCCUGGUUGAAGAGAGGCUCAGGAGGUGGGACGGCGGCAAGGCGGGCGAGAAGAUGCCGGAUGACGCCCUUCAAUGGAUGGUGGAGAGGUGUGCCAAGGUCGGGCCCGGCCAGAUGGAGCCGGCGGGCAUAGCGCAGCGGCUUCUGAUCCUGAACCUGGUGUCCAUCUACACGACCAGUUAUGCAUUCACAAACUGCGUGCUCGACCUCCAUGGCAGCGAAUCCAGGGACGACUUUGUGGCUGGUCUCCGGAGAGAGUGCGACGGCGUGGCCGCGGAGCUGGACGGCUUGGUGACGGGCAAAGCCAUCGACAAGCUGUUCCGGGUCGACUCUGCCGUGAGGGAGUCGAUGCGCAUAUCCUGCUUCGGCAUCAUCUCACUGCCGCGCAUCGUCGGUCCAGGCCAAGCGCUCGAUCUCGGCAGCGACAUCAAGAUCCCGCCCGGCGUGCGGCUGGGAAUUCCGUCGCAGGCCAUCCAUCGCGAUGCCAGCUACUACGACGACCCGCUGCGCUAUGAUGCCUUCCGCUUCUCACGAGACUUUGAGAGUCCAGACGGCGCGGGUCGCCAGGCUGCCGGGCAGAAGCGGAGUGUCGACGUGAGCUCGUCGUUUCUCACGUACGGCUUCGGCAAACACGCGUGUCCGGGGAGGUGGUUUGCCUCGCAGCUGAUGAAACAGGCGCUUGCGUACAUCGUGCAGAACUAUGAGGUGGAGUGCGUGGGGAAGACGCAGGAGAAGAAAGCCCUGUUGAACAUGAUUAUGCCUCCAGUGAGUGCCAAGAUUCGGGUUAGACUGUUACGGGGUCAGCACUGUUAG
Molecule: messenger RNA, 1575 nt
Organism: Hirsutella rhossiliensis
Lineage: Eukaryota; Fungi; Ascomycota; Sordariomycetes; Hypocreales; Ophiocordycipitaceae
Product: cytochrome p450 domain-containing protein
Exons: 2
Coding region: 1-1575 (524 amino acids)
Molecular function (GO): heme binding; iron ion binding; monooxygenase activity
Source: RefSeq, a predicted model, not a curated record